AUCGCACAAGCCUAAACCCGCCCCGCCCCAUAGUCAUCCCUAUACGAGAAUGUCAAAAUCUAACAUAAAAACCCUAUUCCUUUAUUUCUCUAUGAUAAACUAGUAAACUGUGCGGCGACCACGGCGACGGCGACGGCAGCGACGAGAGUCGUGAAUUGUUUUUUGUUUUCAAGAUUGUUACCCUUAUCUGUGGUCAUAUACACUAGUUCAUGAUGGGAAUUGAAGAUAAAACAUUGUUUUGUUUCUGUCACUGGGGCAAAAGGAAUAAGGUUCUACCAGAUGGAUCCAUUUCGUAUGAGGGAGGUAUUACUGAUCAGGUUAUUGCAAAGACGGGCGUAAAGUAUGAUGAUUUUGUGAUUGCGGUUUUUGACCGCUUAGGUAUUGAUGCUUCAGAUAAGAUGUUGUUUUUUACGGUGAAGUUUGAUAGGUCAGAAUUGAUACGGCUGAGGGACCAAGCAGUUAUCGAUACUAUGCUGCAUUUUAAUGAUAGCUAUGUUCACAUUUAUGCAUCAAGUCUGGAGAAGGAGCCUGAUUCUAGGCCUCCAUCAGGUGGCACGAAAAACAUUGGACAUACUAUUGCUUCUGAUAAACAACCAGAUACUACUCCGAUAGCUGAUGAUCCGAAUGGUAAUAAGUGUGGAGUUUUAUCUGAAACUGUUGAAGGAAAGCUACCACCUCAUCAAGAACCAUUUUUCGGGCAAAACAAUAUUCAAAACGAUCUCAAUGCUCUGUUCCGCAAGCGGUAUUACCUUAGACAGAAACAACUAACUUCAUCUGGAAGCCUGGAAACGUUCUGGAGAAAGUGUGACACUUGCGACACUAGCUACUUAUGUUACAGGAAAGAUGUCAACCAUGCUCUGCGCUGCACGACAUGUACUACAUUUGAUUUAGAUCCCAAGGGUGCAGCUUGUAGACCGAAACAGAGUCAGCCUGGAGGCCAGGAUAAGCACCUUGAAUCUAAGCUCAACGAGCCUUUAAAGCAGACAGAGCUUCCUAACCAAGAAACCUUGAGAAUGACUGGGGGCAGCGCUUGGUUUCAACCUACCCAAACAGGAUCCCAACAGGUUGCUGCAACGACAAUGGAGGCUUGCAAAAGCAGGAAAAGAUAUCGGAACCAGACAACUGAACCGAGUGAAAGUGAUGAUACUUCAAUCAAUGUGGAUACGGAAGAUGCGAAAAGUGAAAUAAUUCGAGAUAGUAAACCUUGAAAGUACAAGGUGGUGGUGGGGUGGAGGCGAGGGUGAAAUGGUCCUUUUUUAUUUUUUUUCUUUAGUCGACUAGCUAUGCAAGUGCAUAGAACGAAAGUGACACCAAAUGUUUUUAUACAGGUUGGGAUCUGGAAUGGAUCGUAAUCCAGGCCCCUUGGGUUGCAAGGGCGUUCUCUUCUAGACGUGAGUAUCUUGAUUUGUAGACAAAUGAUGAGUAUAGCUCCUAUGUCUACACUCUGUUUUUCUCUGUUCUUUCUAUUUUGAUAAAACGCCUUAUCAACUA
Messenger RNA from Solanum pennellii, 1491 nucleotides. RefSeq lists its product as uncharacterized. The coding region runs from base 210 to 1208 and encodes 332 amino acids. The transcript is spliced from 2 exons. Lineage: Eukaryota; Viridiplantae; Streptophyta; Magnoliopsida; Solanales; Solanaceae. The record is from RefSeq and is a predicted model, not a curated record.